Molecule: messenger RNA, 801 nt
Organism: Dreissena polymorpha
Lineage: Eukaryota; Metazoa; Mollusca; Bivalvia; Myida; Dreissenidae
Product: cathepsin S-like
Exons: 7
Coding region: 136-801 (221 amino acids)
Cellular component (GO): lysosome
Molecular function (GO): cysteine-type endopeptidase activity
Source: RefSeq, a predicted model, not a curated record
UACAUCCAAACAACUCAUAAAAUAACGACUGGAUAUUAAAGCAUGAACAAGUCUAAAGUGAAACAUUUACAUUCUCUAACGUAGGUGGUGCAAGCUUUUAUUGUCUCCUUGAUAUGUCUGGCUGGCGCCUGUGCAAUGAUGUCUUGGGAAAUUCCCGAUGACGUCUUGAGUCAUGUGACUGCCGAGCUGGAUUUGGAUUGGAUAGUAUACAAGAAGGUGCACAAUAAGACGUUCGAUGGCGUUAAGGAGGAAAUGGUCAGACGGCUUUACUGGGAGGACACUUUGCGGUUCAUUCGAGAACACAAUCUGCGCUAUGACAGGGGAGAGGUGACGUACACAGUAGGAGAGAAUCAGUUCGCAGACAUGGCGGAAGACGAGUUCGAGAAGACGAUGCUCCGGGGUCUGAUCGUGCCCGAGGAGGGAGUGGAAGACUACCCGGAAGCUCUGACAGAGCCAGACCAUAAUGCCCCUCUGGAAGUUGAUUGGAGACAGCGGGGUGUGGUGACACCCGUCAAAGACCAGGGCUCUUGUGGCUCGUGCUGGGCAUUUUCCGCAAUCGGUUCACUAGAGGCGAUAGUUAUUAAGAACAGCUGGCGGACAGUCGAUCUGUCCGAGCAGAAUCUCGUGGACUGCGCAAACAGAAAAUACGGCAACUACGGCUGCAGAGGAGGCUGGAUGAACAGAGCAUUCAACUACAUCCGCAAUAACAGAGGAGUUGAUAACGAGCAGUGCUACCCGUAUUCUGGUCAAGUCAUCAUUCACAUUGAAAACAAAGAGGAAUCAUCGAGAUUCUCCGAGUGA